Messenger RNA from Clunio marinus, 699 nucleotides. The record is from the annotation of a GenBank genome assembly. Lineage: Eukaryota; Metazoa; Arthropoda; Insecta; Diptera; Chironomidae.
AUGGGAAAAAAAGUGAACAAUAAAAAGCACAUCCAUCAUCCACGAAAAAGACACAUCAAGCUUCCUUUAAUGCUAAACUCAACUGUUCGUAAUAAUAAUAAUAGCAAUCGAAAUAUAGAGAAAUUAAGCUUAAUUCUUUCCUUUAAACAUCAAAUGAAUGAUUGCGUGAUGAUGAUGAUGCAUAAGAAAAGAAAAUUGUUAGGUGAAGAAAAAAAGGAAAAAAAAGUUUCCGCUUGGGGUAACACUGAAGCGGAAGAAAAGCUAAAAAAAACUUUUUCAAGCGUUCUUUGUUUAGAACAUAAAAGCAAUAAGUACUUAUUUCGAUUACAGACUACAAUGAACACCCCAGCAAAUCAUUACUUAAAGUUCUCAAUUCCUCCUGUUGAACAAUCAAAUAAAUGCUUCAGAAGACAAAGAAACGAAAACAUUCACAAAGAAAAAUGCGCCAAUCGACAACGAGAGCACAAAAAGAAUCUGCUUGUGGAUGAAAAAAAAAAAAAUUGCUUAAUGAAUGAAGAAUUUUUGGCUAAACGAGUUGCAAUGACAGUCAUAAUUGGAGCUGAAAGUCAUUGGAUAUGUAGAGAUUUCAUAGAAGUGUCUGAAUCUCUGCCAAAUCUAAUAAUAGUUGCCAAAAUCCCAUUAACUAGAACAUUAGUUUCGGAUUAUGUAAGAAGAAGAUUUACAAUUCAAACGUUUUGA